AUUGGAACACACGUCAUUUAUUGUAUUGGAUUGGUUGAACGGGUCACAAACGAAGAGAAACAAAACUUAUUUAAUAUUAUAAAUUAUUCCACAACCUCUCUAGUAUCAGGUUUUGCUGAUAAAAUGGAUCCUCUGAUGGAAGAAGAGAUAUUCGCAGAGGAGCAGGCCACUGGCACGAGUCUGUUCAGCCCCGUCACCACCACAUUCCAGUUCCUGGCAGCACACGGGUGGUUUGUCCUGGGCGGCAUUGCAGCGGCCAUCUACUUGUACCACAAGUUUCGGCCGACGCUUGACAGAUGGCGCCAGCAGCGUGAGGACGCCGAGUACCAUAAGAAUCCUGACGUAGCGCUGGCUCGCAUGGAGGCGGUGCAGCGCGCGCGUGAGGCGCAGCAACAAAAGUUACUCGCUGACUCACAGAGGGCGCUCGAACUGCAAAAAGAGCGCGAGGAACGCAAGCGCGCUGAGUUGACGGAGCGGCUGGAGAAGUAUGGCGCCGCCGCCGGUGGGCAGAGGCUCGGGGAGAGGAAGGAUGAGAACGGUACGCUAUAUUAUAGUGUUCAUGAAUGUAUUGAUUAG
Molecule: messenger RNA, 576 nt
Organism: Spodoptera litura
Lineage: Eukaryota; Metazoa; Arthropoda; Insecta; Lepidoptera; Noctuidae
Biological process (GO): retrograde protein transport, ER to cytosol; endoplasmic reticulum unfolded protein response
Cellular component (GO): Derlin-1-VIMP complex; endoplasmic reticulum membrane; Derlin-1 retrotranslocation complex
Source: RefSeq, a predicted model, not a curated record